Molecule: messenger RNA, 3708 nt
Organism: Paramecium sonneborni
Lineage: Eukaryota; Ciliophora; Oligohymenophorea; Peniculida; Parameciidae
Source: the annotation of a GenBank genome assembly
AUGAAUUUUUGUCUUAAAGCUUCAAAUUUUCAUCUAGAAUAACCUAUUCAUUUUCAAACAAAUGAUUAAUCAGCUAAAGCAUUAGAAAUGUUUAAUUAUGUGGCUUAAAGUUUUUAGGGGAAUACAGAUUUCUAAAUUUAAUAUUAAACUUCUGAUGUUUAAUAGGGAUUUAUUGAUCCUAAUGAUGAUUUAAGUCGAUUUCAUGAUGCAAAUGCAUAAUUCUAUAUAAUUUUAAAUUAAUAAGGUUAACUUAGUCCUUAAGAUGAACAUAUGUAUUAAGCUGUGUAUAUCUCAACUUAUAAAAUGGAAGGAAAUUAACAUAUACUAAUUGUUCAGGAAUAUGCAGAUCCAAAUUUAUAAUUAGGAUUGGUAAUUAUCAAAAAUUAUAAAAGUAUUUAUUCUAAUUGACAUAAAAAUAUAAUCUAAAAGCUAAUUCUGUUCAAUUAUAUGAUCAUCAAUCAAAUUUAUUGACUGAGAAUCAAUAUUUAUGUAUAGGAAACUUCAUGAAUUAUCCCAUGUUAAAUAUGGUUGUUUUGUAUAAUUAAAGUGUUCCAUAGUAAGGCGUGGUUAUCUCUAUUUAUUAAGCUUAAGAUAAUUAACAUAUAGGAAUUGCUUAGUAAUUUGUAGAUCCCAAUUUAUAAUUAGGAUAGGUAAUUAUAAGAAUAUAUAAAAGUAUUUAGUCUAAUUGACACAAAAAUUUAAUCAAACAUUGAAUUCUUUUGAAUUAUAUGAUGAUUAAUCAAAACCAUUAACUAAUAAUCCAAAUGAAUAUAUAGGAUAAUUUAUGAAUAAUUCUUAUUUAAAUAUGGUUAUUUUUUAUCAAGAGUAAAUUUAAACAUAUGAUAAUGAUAAUCUAAUAAACGAUUAGAAUAAUUAAUAAUAAUUAUAAUAAUAACAUGAUAUAUAAUAGCAAUAAAUACAAACAUAAUAAUAACAAUAUGCACAAUAAUAAUAAUAACAAUAUACACAAUCAUAAUAGUUACAAUAUGCACAAUAAUAAUAAUAAUAAAAUCCACAAUAAUUCUAAUAAGUAAAUACACAAUAAUAAUAAUUACCAUAAGCAGAACCAUAUUAAUAACAAAAUACACAAUAAUUAUAAUAAGUAAAUACACAAUAAUAUAUAAUACCAUAAGCAGAACCAUAUUAAUAACAAAAUACACAAUAAUUAUAAUAAGUAAAUACACAAUAAUAUAUAAUACCAUAAGCAGAACCAUAUUAAUAACAAAAUACACAAUAAUUAUAAUAAGUAAAUACACAAUAAUAUAUAAUACCAUAAGCAGAACCAUAUUAAUAACAAAAUACACAAUAAUUAUAAUAAGUAAAUACACAAUAAUAUAUAAUACCAUAAGCAGAACCAUAUUAAUAACAAAAUACACAAUAAUUAUAAUAAGUAAAUACACAAUAAUAUAUAAUACCAUAAGCAGAACCAUAUUAAUAACAAAAUACACAAUAAUUAUAAUAAGUAAAUACACAAUAAUAUAUAAUACCAUAAGCAGAACCAUAUUAAUAACAAAAUACACAAUAAUUAUAAUAAGUAAAUACACAAUAAUAUAUAAUACCAUAAGCAGAACCAUAUUAAUAACAAAAUACACAAUAAUUAUAAUAAGUAAAUACACAAUAAUAUAUAAUACCAUAAGCAGAACCAUAUUAAUAACAAAAUACACAAUAAUUAUAAUAAGUAAAUACACAAUAAUAUAUAAUACCAUAAGCAGAACCAUAUUAAUAACAAAAUACACAAUAAUUAUAAUAAGUAAAUACACAAUAAUAUAUAAUACCAUAAGCAGAACCAUAUUAAUAACAAAAUACACAAUAAUUAUAAUAAGUAAAUACACAAUAAUAUAUAAUACCAUAAGCAGAACCAUAUUAAUAACAAAAUACACAAUAAUUAUAAUAAGUAAAUACACAAUAAUAUAUAAUACCAUAAGCAGAACCAUAUUAAUAACAAAAUACACAAUAAUUAUAAUAAGUAAAUACACAAUAAUAUAUAAUACCAUAAGCAGAACCAUAUUAAUAACAAAAUACACAAUAAUUAUAAUAAGUAAAUACACAAUAAUAUAUAAUACCAUAAGCAGAACCAUAUUAAUAACAAAAUACACAAUAAUUAUAAUAAGUAAAUACACAAUAAUAUAUAAUACCAUAAGCAGAACCAUAUUAAUAACAAAAUACACAAUAAUUAUAAUAAGUAAAUACACAAUAAUAUAUAAUACCAUAAGCAGAACCAUAUUAAUAACAAAAUACACAAUAAUUAUAAUAAGUAAAUACACAAUAAUAUAUAAUACCAUAAGCAGAACCAUAUUAAUAACAAAAUACACAAUAAUUAUAAUAAGUAAAUACACAAUAAUAUAUAAUACCAUAAGCAGAACCAUAUUAAUAACAAAAUACACAAUAAUUAUAAUAAGUAAAUACACAAUAAUAUAUAAUACCAUAAGCAGAACCAUAUUAAUAACAAAAUACACAAUAAUUAUAAUAAGUAAAUACACAAUAAUAUAUAAUACCAUAAGCAGAACCAUAUUAAUAACAAAAUACACAAUAAUUAUAAUAAGUAAAUACACAAUAAUAUAUAAUACCAUAAGCAGAACCAUAUUAAUAACAAAAUACACAAUAAUUAUAAUAAGUAAAUACACAAUAAUAUAUAAUACCAUAAGCAGAACCAUAUUAAUAACAAAAUACACAAUAAUUAUAAUAAGUAAAUACACAAUAAUAUAUAAUACCAUAAGCAGAACCAUAUUAAUAACAAAAUACACAAUAAUUAUAAUAAGUAAAUACACAAUAAUAUAUAAUACCAUAAGCAGAACCAUAUUAAUAACAAAAUACACAAUAAUUAUAAUAAGUAAAUACACAAUAAUAUAUAAUACCAUAAGCAGAACCAUAUUAAUAACAAAAUACACAAUAAUUAUAAUAAGUAAAUACACAAUAAUAUAUAAUACCAUAAGCAGAACCAUAUUAAUAACAAAAUACACAAUAAUUAUAAUAAGUAAAUACACAAUAAUAUAUAAUACCAUAAGCAGAACCAUAUUAAUAACAAAAUACACAAUAAUUAUAAUAAGUUAAUACACAAUAAUAUAUAAUACCAUAAGCAGAAUCAUAUUAAUAACAAAAUACACAAUAAUUCUAAUAAGUAAAUACACAAUAAUAAUAAUUACCAUAAGCACAAUAUUUAUAAUAACAAAAUACACAAUAAUUAUAAUAAGUAAAUACACAAUAAUAAGAAUAACAAAAUAUAUAAUAAUAAUAGUUACAAUAAGUAGAAUAAUAAUAAUAAUAAAAUCCUCAAGUUUAAGUUAAUGUUGAUCAGCAACCAUUGGUGCCACAAUAACAAAUAGAGCCAAAAUAAAAAUCUUAAUAGCAAUAAAAAUAAUAAUCAUAAGUAAUUCCAAUUGACAAACAGUAAAUAUAUUUAAAUAAACUUUAGAAUAUAAUAAAUUAAGGAUUCUGUUGUGAUUUUAAAGCAUGUUACGCUUUACUUUGAUCCUUUUGGAGAGUACAUAAUGUACAAAUAUCAUUACCCGAUAUAAUUGAGUGGUAGUAUUAGAAAAUCUUGGAGUACAUCAACUGAAAAAUUCAUUUAUUCUAAAUAUAAAUGGACUAGUGUUCAUUAAAAUAAAUAUGAAUAUGCAGAACUUGAUGAAUAUAGCUUUGGCAUAAAAUGGGAAGGAGGUAAUGAAAGUCAAUUAAAAGUGAAAUAAUUAUGAAAAUUCUAUAAUAUGG